AUGAAGGCCUUUGCGCGAGGAGCGACUCGACUUCGCAGCACCUCGCUCAGUGCUGUCCCUCCACCUCGAGCUUCUUCAGAAUAUCUCGACGAAUACGCCGACAUUGCUGCCUCCAUCCUCUAUCGCUCGCCCUUGCCAUCCGAGUCCGGUCUACCCGUCUACAUCCUCAACGCCGCAGCCUUUCCUGAUGCCUUUGAAGUCGACUACGAUGCGCUUCUGCCCUACGUCCUCGCCAGACUGCCAGGAGAGGAAGAGUUGAUUGCAGGUGAAGAAUAUGAGAUUGUCUUUUUUGCUGGUGGACAACCUGAAAGCGCUACUUCCGAGAAGAAGACUGGGCCGGGUAUGGGUUGGUACCUGCAGGCGUACCACGUGCUGAGCAGAGCGGUGCGAAAGAGGUUGCAGAAGCUCUAUGUUGUCCACGAACGCAGCUGGGUGCGUGUGCUCAUCGAGGUCUUUGGCACCAUGGUCUCUCCCAAGUUCCGCAAAAAGAUUGUCCACGUCUCGACUCUCUCGUCUCUCGCCCUACAUAUCCCCAUCGAGAAGCUGCUCAUCCCACCGAGCGUGUAUCUCCACGAUCGUCGCCUCUCACCCGACAUUCAUUCACCCUAUGUCAGUGGCCGUAGAGCUUUCAGCGCCAACGAUCCUAUGCCUCGCAGUCUAUAUGGACAGAGACGUCUGCCUCGUGUGCUGAGAGAAACAACAACUUUCCUGUGUCAAAGCGAAAACAUAAAGACAGAAGGCAUAUUCCGCAUUCCGCCUCAGUCGAUCCUGGUUGGCAUUCUGAGGGAGGCCUACGAUCGUGGUCAACAAUUUAUUGUCUGGAAAGAAGGCGGAAUCACUUACACUCAACCUGACAUGGAUCACCAAACCCUCAGACACAUUCACCAGUCAGAUGCAUAUGGCGUACAUCUGGCAGCUGGUCUCAUCAAGCUCUGGUACCGAGAACUGAAGACUCCUAUAUUUCACGAAACUUGCUAUGACGAAUUGAGAUACAAAUUUGGAAGCCCCGAUACCCAUGUUGAACUGGAUGACCUGGUCGAAAUGCUAUCGCCAACGUCAACCACCUCGUGUCUCUCUCAGACAGCAAGACUGGUACUUAUACUCCACCUUAUUCCACUACUUUCGCUCGUCACGAGCUACUCAGCAACCAACAAGAUGACGCCUGACAAUCUAGCAAUCUGCUUCUCCCCAGCCCUCGUGUGCGGUUCCGAUCAAUUGGCUGACGCGAAGAUGACCUCCAUAAUCCGUCGAAUACUCGAGGCUGCGGUUGAACACUGGCCGCAUGACCUGCGAGACGCUUGUCAGACCGCCCCCGACUCGUUUGUCGCUGCUCUCAGGCCUCCGCCUGCUGCUCAGGACUAUGAGGACCCUUUGUCAGAGAACCACAGAGAUACAUCACACGACUCCGAAGAGCAAUCACACAGAAUUCAUCUCCAAGAUGAUGAGUCUGAGAAGCCAGUCCUACCUCCUCGUCCAUCCUUACAAACGAGGCAGCCUGAGGACUCCAAUUCGACGUUUCCUGCGAGAACUGACAGUCUGGCUUCUCCCAUCAAACGCAAGCCUGCGCCAAUAGGUGGUGCUCCUCCGUCUUACGCA
Messenger RNA from Aureobasidium melanogenum CBS 110374, 1596 nucleotides. RefSeq names its product Rho GTPase activation protein. The annotation marks the transcript as partial. The record is from RefSeq and is a predicted model, not a curated record. Gene Ontology annotation, molecular function: GTPase activator activity. Lineage: Eukaryota; Fungi; Ascomycota; Dothideomycetes; Dothideales; Saccotheciaceae. Gene Ontology annotation, biological process: small GTPase-mediated signal transduction. Gene Ontology annotation, cellular component: cytoplasm. The transcript has a single exon.